Candidula unifasciata is the source of this 1395-nucleotide messenger RNA. The record is from the annotation of a GenBank genome assembly. NCBI's taxonomy places the organism in Eukaryota, Metazoa, Mollusca, Gastropoda, Stylommatophora, Geomitridae.
AUGGCGACGCCCUUAAGGUUGUUGCGUUCAACCUGGAGAUGUUUAAGGUUAUCGCGGCAUGCUGUCUUCUCAUCGUCGUCUAGACGAUAUUUGCUGUCAGAAGCAUAUUCCUGCAACGAGGCAUGGGACAGAUAUUUACAAAGUCCGACUUUGAAGCAGGAGGCCCCCAUCGACUUCUCCCGUCAGAUCUUCAACCAGCUGGAGAAGACCGGAAGUGCCUCUGCUGUUGACCUUAAUGUCCUAGCUCAUCAGCUGAACAAGAUGGAUGAUGAGGAGAUUGAUCUCUUUGAGGACAUUCUGGCCAGGUUCAAUGUGUGCCCGUCGAUUUACCCUCGCAAUGACUGCACUAACCACGCCAUCAUCAGAGGGUUCCUCGGCAUCCACAAUGGAAGUCGUCUCGUCACUCUCCUUGGUAAUCGUUUAACUUAUGGCUUGUUUCCCAAUUACUAUUCCCUGAACCUACUCAUGGAUCAUUUCAUCAAACAAGGGGACUACCACAAUGCAGCCAAAGUCUCCUACCACUCCAUGAUACAGGAAGACUUCUCCAACCCCGUCAACACACUUUUGUCACUGUAUGCUUCAGUCCAUCACUUGGUCUCUGCAAAUAUCGAUGACUUGGCCCCACCUCCUAAGGAACAAUCGGACGGGGAAGAGAAUUGGGUCAAGGUGCGAUAUAUCACAUUUCCUUACUAUGACGACCACUUUGACAUCAAAGAUGAGCGGUUUCUGCUGGGCAAGACUCUCUACAUGCUGGGCAAUGUCCAGAGCAUAGAUUUAUCCACAGAUCUCCGCAACAACUUGAAAAUUGUUGGCAGUGGUCUUUAUCAUCAAUUCACAAAAGGUUUGGGGUUACUGAAAGAUGUUUUGAGUUCUGCAGAUCGUUCGGUUUCUCAGCAGUCAUUAGAUUACUUUGCAGCGAGAUUAGAACAAGUUGAGGCUCGAGACCCAAAUGAGCCGGAGGUUGAACUGGCAUUGAGAACAAUCGAUGAUGUAAUACACCGCAGGUUGCCAACCACAGAUGAAAAGGCUGAAUUCCUGACAGAGUUUUCUCAGGUUAAAGAACAGUUGGCUUCUCAAGGAAAGGUCAAAGCAGACUUUGACUUGAGCAAAGUAGUGACUGAGUUGGUGACAUCCAGUGUGAACAAGUUAGAGCAACCAGAGAUAACAACUCAAGAAAAUUUGUUUUCUCGGUGGGAAGAAGAACGGAGGGAAGAACUUGAAAAACAGAUUGCAGAGUACAAGAAACAGGCAAGAAUUGAAGAGAUGAAGCAACAGGUGAAGGACAUUCAGAAGCAGGAAGAACUGCUCACUUAUUUUGAUUUUGAGGAAAAAAUCCGCCUCCAUUUUGUAGAAGAAGACAGGAAAGCUGAUCCAAACCUGACCAUUUCUAAAUAG